AUGGCAGGACUGAACAAGGACUUACAGGAUUACUUAUCAAGAAGUUCUGUAUCGGGGUCUUCAGAAACAGAUGACAGGGGAACUUCUGGUGGAUUUAGCUUUGGAAAGUUAAAUGUAUUUAAGAAAUCGUCAGAAGAAGCGCCUUUGAGCAAUGAUGACGUGGCCAACAGCUGGUUUUCGCAGGCGCAGAGAGAUCCUCUCUUACCAAGUCUGACCAAAAAACAAAGGAUACUAGGAUUUGUAAUUUGCUUGCUGAUGGGGACAUUUUGUUUCUCUUUGGCAAGUCUUUACAUACCCUUACUGUUGCUGAAAGCAAGGAAAUUUGCUGUUCUGUAUUCUCUUGGAAGUGUAUUUAUCAUUUCAAGCUUUUCAUUACUAUGGGGCCCAAUGAACCACAUUAAACAUCUGUGUUCAGUAGAGCGUAUGCCGUUUACAGUAGCUUACUUUGGUACAAUGGUUGCAACACUUUAUUUUUCCUUAUGGGUUAGAAGUACAAUAUUUACGGUUAUAUGUGCUGUUGCACAAAUCCUGGCUCUUGUGUGGUAUAUUGUCAGUUAUAUUCCUGGAGGUCAGACUGGAAUGAAAUUUUUUUCAAAAAUAUUUUAUGCAGCUGCGUCAAAAACUGUUCAGAAAACAUUACCAGUAUGAGAGGGGAAAAUGUGAUUGAUUUAAAGUUUCAACGGCUGUGAUUGGUGGAUGUUGUCAUGUGAGGGUCUAUAUGCUUUGAGAGAUAUCAGUUUAAAAACUGAUUGAUGUGGUGCUUGUUUAUUAGAAGGUUUUGAUAGACUUUCUUCUCAAGGGUGAUAUUUAUAGCGAAGAAAAAUUUUACAUCAUGAAGAAUGAUCUGUAGAUGUAGUACUGUAAAGGGGCAAAAUCUUUCAGGAAUUGGAAACAUUUUAAGUGUAAGCAAAUUAAAUAGCAUUUAAUCAAGAAAUUGUGAACAAAAUGGAUAACUUAGUGUUAUUUACUGUUGUAACACAGACCUGACCAUUUUCCAAUUAUUGUAAACUGUUAUUGGGACCAUACAUGUUGUGAUGUCAAAUUUAAAAUUUGUCAGAAAAUUCUAAAUAAUUGCCAGUAUUUAUUGCACUAUUUGAUAAUACUGUUUUUAAUUCUUCAGAAUCCAAAAGAAACCAUAAAGAGAGAGAGAAAAUACAUUUUCUUCAUCGUUUCUUAAAUGAAAUUACAGAUACAAAAAUAAUGAAUUGUAUAUUUUUGAAAUUUUAAGACAUGCUAAACAUAUUCUGGGUGAUGAGAUGGUUUCAUGACGAAAUAAAUAUCUAGAAAUGCAUUUUUUUUCCUGAAGUCUAAACAGCUGUUCAACUAAUUCCAUGAUGUAAUGGAAUAAAUAUUGGUUGUCUAUUUCAAUGUGUUAAAAUAUUGAAGCCAUAAAUUAUUACAAAAUACAAACUACAUCUGAACUUAGAUUGAGGUAUGUGAUUCUAUUUCAAUGAGAUAGAUACAUUUUAAAUCUAUAAAAUUGUUUAAUUAACUAAUAAUUCUAGUCCUUAUUGAAUGAUAGAUAUAACACAUUGUAUACCUCUGAAGGCAGAGUGGCAUCAUUACAGGACAUAAAAUAACAUGUGAAUUAAUUAGAUGUAUGAAAUAAAAUGAGAAAAAAACUGUUUUUAAUUAGAAAAUAUCUUCAUAAUUCCUUUAUCACUAUUUUUUUACAAUGUGCUCAUAAGGAGAAUGUUAUUUCAUAGAAAAUUGACACAACUUUAUGACAAGAUUUUUGUAAACAUAUGUUUAUAUAUAUUUGGAUUUUCGUUUCAUUAAAAUAAUACUGGCUUUAAUAGUUAUGAAGAACAAUCAUGCUUGAGUUCGUUCGUACAUUUUCCAGA
This is a messenger RNA of Ylistrum balloti, 1844 nucleotides long. RefSeq lists its product as uncharacterized. The coding region runs from base 1 to 648 and encodes 215 amino acids. NCBI's taxonomy places the organism in Eukaryota, Metazoa, Mollusca, Bivalvia, Pectinida, Pectinidae. The transcript has 6 exons. Gene Ontology annotation, biological process: vesicle-mediated transport. The record is from RefSeq and is a predicted model, not a curated record. Gene Ontology annotation, cellular component: membrane.